AUGAUAUCUGCAUCGACGACCGAUACCUUCACCCAAGUGAUCAUUAUCGGAGCAGGUAUGUCAGGUCUGGCCAUGGCCUGUCAGCUCAAAAAGCAACUUUGCUGCGAGGACUUUGUCAUAUACGACCGAGCUCCUAACUUUGGAGGAACAUGGUACUUUAACAAGUAUCCAGGUUGCGGAGUCGACAUCCCUGCGGCGUUCUAUAGCUUUUCCUUCGCUCUAUACCCCCAAUUCACCUGCUUCUUCCCGAAGCAAGAAGAGAUAUUGCAAUAUAUCCACGGCGUUGCAGACGAGUUCAGCGUGGCUCUGAAACUGGUUGGUCAUACAGAGUGGGAGGGGGCAGACUGGCAGGAUUCUGAACAGUGCUGGGAAGUGAGACUGAGGGAGAUCCCGAGUGGUCGGAAGUUCACUCGUCGUUGUCGAAUUCUUAUCUCGGCUGUGGGGGGAUUGACGAAUCCCAAGCAUGUCAUGCUGCAAGGAAUAAAAAGAUUCCAAGGGAAUAUAGUGCAUACAGCACGGUGGGAUCAGGGGACUUCCGUUGCAGGGAAAAACGUCAUCGUCAUUGGAAAUGGAGCGUCAGCCACCCAGUUGAUCCCAGCCAUUGCCGAGGAUGCCGCCUCUAUCACUCAGUUUAUUCGGACCCCACAUCACUAUAUGCCCGGCAAAAACUUCCGGAUCAACGGACUCUGGAGUACUAUCUUUCAAAGCAUACCGGUAUGCUUCUGGCUGUUUCGGGCAUUCAUCUUUCUUUAUCUAGAGACCUCUAUUCUCCUCGGGGAACUCACAUGGCUGGGGGAAUUGAUGAGGAGAUGGGAGACUUAUAGAUCCCGACAGCAUGUGAGGAAGUGUGCGCCAGAGCAGUAUUGGUCUCUUCUCACCCCAGAAUACUCUAUCGGGUGCAAGCGCCGUGUGUUUGAUAAUGACGGUUACCUGAAAUGUCUACACCGACCCAAUGUCGACAUCACAAAUGAUCCAGUUGUGGCAGUGGAGGAGCAGUCUAUAAUAACGCAAACUGGGAAGAGGUUUCCGGCAGAUUUGAUUGUGUUUGCGACGGGGUUCGCUCUCUCGCAGUACGACAUCGACCUGCGAGGUCGUAACGGGCGUACGCGACAAGAACAUUGGAAUCGAUUCGGCUGUAUACAAGCAUUUGAGACGGUGGCCAUGGCGGAAUUUCCGAACUUCUUCUACAUUCUCGGACCCAACUCUGGCAGGGGCCAUACAUCAACUGUCUAUUCAAUUGAAAUUUCAGUUGUGAUAAAACAAGCAAGUGAAGAACGGUUUAACGCGAAGUUGAAGUCUGCACUUAGGAAGACCGUCUUCACAAAUAUGUGCAGAAGUUGGUACAUAGACCCACGAACAGACCAGAAUUGGUUUACUUACCCAUGGAAUUCCUUCAGAAUGUGGUACACGACUCAGUAUGGUGGGAUGGAAGAUUGGACAUACACGAAAGCAGUUGCCAGCCUCGACAAUCAGUCUCGUCCGUGUUCUAACCGUUGUGGAAGAGAAGCCCUUCCUAUCCUGAUUAUAAUCCUCUCCGUUCUCUUUGGUUGCAUAUUUGUGACGGAACAUGGAAUGCUUCUAUCUUCAUGUACCUAA
Molecule: messenger RNA, 1596 nt
Organism: Aspergillus welwitschiae
Lineage: Eukaryota; Fungi; Ascomycota; Eurotiomycetes; Eurotiales; Aspergillaceae
Product: flavin-containing monooxygenase
Exons: 9
Coding region: 1-1596 (531 amino acids)
Source: RefSeq, a predicted model, not a curated record